AUGACGUCUUCCUCCUCUUUUUCGCCGUAUUUGACCUUUCCACCACCUCAGGUGAAUCAAGAGAUUAAGCUCUGGGCUGAUACAAAUGAUCGACGUAAAUAUGAAGAUUUAUCAGAUUUAUUUGCUAUCUUUAAGACCACAGAACACCUCGAAGCUGCCUACGUCCGAGAUGCCAUCACACCUGAACAGUAUACGGAAGCUUGUACGAAACUCAUUUCGCAAUACAGGACAGCAGAGACGGCACUACGUCUUGGUGGCUUUAUCGACAGUGUGGACACUUUCAUUUCAGAGUACAAACUGGACUGCCCUCGAGCACUUGAACGACUUGUGCGUAUUGGUGUACCAGCCACUGUUGUACACAACACGACGAACCGCAAGACAGACUCGGUUAAUGUGGCACAGACCGUGCAGAACUUUAUUACGCUCAUGGACGUGCUCAAGCUCAAUAUCCGAGCAGUGGAUGAGAUUCAGCCGUUGCUGAGCGAGAUGAUGAGCUCAUUGACUAUGGUUAGUGGCCUUCCACCUGACUUUGCAGGGCGUGAUAAGAUUGAGAGCUGGCUCUGUGUAAUGAACACAAUGCGUGCUUCUGAAGAACUCGACGAUGAACAAGCGCGCCAACUGAGCUUCGACCUUGAGCGUGCUUACUCGUCCUUUAUGGCUUUUUUGAAUAAAUAG
Peronospora belbahrii is the source of this 675-nucleotide messenger RNA. The record is from the annotation of a GenBank genome assembly. Lineage: Eukaryota; Oomycota; Peronosporomycetes; Peronosporales; Peronosporaceae.